AUGUUCCGAUGGAUCUCACUGGCCAUUUUGGCCACCGCCAUGAGCAGCAAGCUCUCCCAGCAGGACGGGAUCUUGAAGCUGCUCGCCCAGCCGAGUGGGACUUCUAAGGUCAAGGCGAAGACCUCUCAGAUGGAGGAUAUGGUCUUGCUCCUUGCUCAGCAAGCGAAGGCAGCGCGGGAGGCCUCCAAGAAGGGGGAUGACGAGCAGGAGGACUUGAAAGAGCUCAUAGAGGAAUUGCGGGAGGAGUUGAAGAAAAUGCAGACAGAAAUCUUUAGCGCUGCAAACACUUCCGACCACUCUUGCCAGAUGGCCUAUGACAACCUCACCGAGGGCUGCCCGGUCUACGCGAACGACACACUCUUCCUGCCUGAAGGCCGGGGCCGACCGGUCUACACGACCGUGCUUUUGGGUGAAUGGGACAUUUCGGCGUACCAAUAA
Messenger RNA from Durusdinium trenchii, 438 nucleotides. NCBI's taxonomy places the organism in Eukaryota, Dinophyceae, Suessiales, Symbiodiniaceae. The record is from the annotation of a GenBank genome assembly.